AUGCAAUAUGGCUACUGGAAUGAGAAGGAUAAGUUGGUUGUGACAAAGGAGUUCUCCACUACGCAAGCUGAGAUUUACAAGGAGCUCAAGGAUCAAGUUCUUCGAGUUGCAACUAUUGAGGAAAUUCCUUUUAUGAUGUACAAAGGUCCAGCAGGAGAGAAAAAGUCUAGCAACCCCAAAGACUGGCAUGGAUUUUGCAUCGACCUCCUUGAUGAAUGUGCCACUGCAUUGGAGUUCAACUACACCGUUCACCCAGUCACAGACGGUAACUAUGGCACUGCACGAAUCAUCAACGGACAAGAGGUCUGGGACGGCAUCAUCGGGCAGCUGCAAUUUCGCGUAAGAUGA
Messenger RNA from Hydatigera taeniaeformis, 348 nucleotides. NCBI's taxonomy places the organism in Eukaryota, Metazoa, Platyhelminthes, Cestoda, Cyclophyllidea, Taeniidae. The record is from the annotation of a GenBank genome assembly.